Molecule: messenger RNA, 806 nt
Organism: Tricharina praecox
Lineage: Eukaryota; Fungi; Ascomycota; Pezizomycetes; Pezizales; Pyronemataceae
Exons: 2
Coding region: 314-712 (132 amino acids)
Source: RefSeq, a predicted model, not a curated record
GGGGGGGGGGGGGGUUUCAAUGGGGUAGACUACGGAUUUUCUGGGAUUUUAUUUGGCCUUUCUUUGGACUUUCUUUUUGGGCUUUUCUUUUUGGGCUCUUUGGGGGCGGGAUUAUAUCGAGAUCCGGCUCGGCGGGACGGCGCGGGGCGGCACCGGGCGGGGCGCGGCCGGGGGUUCUCGACGUUUAGAUUGCGCAUCGGGGCGAUCUAAUUCCGCCUCCGCACCCUCCGCGCGCGCGCGCGUGUGUGUGGAUGGGAUGUGGAUGGGAUGGGAGGGCUGUGUAUGUAAGUAACAUUUACAUACUAUUUAGCUAAUGACGUAUCUGGACAGGACAGGACAGGACAUAAUCGGGGAUUUGAAUUUUGGGGGAUUUGGGGGCGUACAUCUAACAUAUCUAACGGUUGUAUUUUUGGGGGCGGGUAUUGUGGAAUCUGGAUGGAUGGUUCAUGGAUGUCUUCUGUAUAUAGGUGUGCCAUGUUGUUUUUACAUAUCUGCAUCAACGGGGGUUCUUGAUUAUCCGGGGUUUCGGCGGGUAUGUACUACGGUGUACUACAGAGAGUACUAUAUACUUCCAGUGCAUGUGGCGCGCGCGGUUAAUACUCUACACACUCGAGGUACGUCGGGCCCGAGCGUUUUGGAUAUUUACAUGGUAGAGUAUGUUCCGAGUGUGAAGAAGCUUCUGUACUGUAGGUGCUGUAGGUACUGUAUAUAGAUUUCUGUCUCUCGGGUUGAGCGUGCAGUUAAUCAUCACAAUCGCAAUUGGAGAUGAGUGCUCUGGUGACCGGUGAACGUGGUUCCACUUUGAG